This is a messenger RNA of Drosophila montana, 821 nucleotides long. RefSeq names its product caspase-like. Bases 3 to 821 code for a protein of 272 amino acids. Gene Ontology annotation, cellular component: cytoplasm. The transcript has a single exon. Lineage: Eukaryota; Metazoa; Arthropoda; Insecta; Diptera; Drosophilidae. Gene Ontology annotation, biological process: positive regulation of neuron apoptotic process; apoptotic process; proteolysis. The record is from RefSeq and is a predicted model, not a curated record.
GGAUGGCAGAUCGAAGCAGGAACCCGGAGUACAAUAUGUCUCAUAAACAUCGUGGCAUAGCACUCAUCUUCAAUAACGAGCAUUUCGAAGAUCCACACCUGAAGCUACGCAAGGGCACGCAUAAGGACAGCGAAAAUCUUGGAAGAGCUCUCAAGCAAUUGGGCUUUCAAGUGAAGGAAUACACGGACCUUUGCAGCGAGCCGAUUAUGAAAAUAAUUAAGGAAGCCAGUGGUCGGGACCAUUCCGAUUGUGAUUGUAUUUUAAUAGCCAUCCUCUCACAUGGUAAAUUGAACUACAUACACGCCAAGGACAAGGCAUACCCAGUGGAGAGCAUUUUGAGUCCAUUCACGGCUGAGCGAUGCCCCUCAUUGGCGGGCAAACCGAAACUAUUCAUUAUUCAAGCCUGUCAAGGCGUUUUGAGAGACCCCGGCUGCCACAUCAAUCGACCCGAAAGCUCGGAACGUGACAACGAAUCUUUUAUUAGCUAUAGAAUACCACUUCCUGCCGACUUUCUGAUCGCCUCCUCCACGAUUCCUGGUUACUGCUCCUGGCGCAAUACUGUGGAGGGCAGCUGGUUUAUACAGAGCUUGUGUAAAGAGCUUGAUUCCUUUGGCAAGACACGGGAUGUAUUGACACAAAUGACAUUUGUUGCCCAGCGUGUUGCCGUCAACUAUGAGUCUUUUGAUGAAUUUAACCCCAGACUGGAUGGGAGAAAACAAAUCAGCAGCACAAUGUCGACGUUAACCCGCAUACUGUUUUUUCGCGAUAAAAACGAUACGUCAAAUGACGAUACGUCAAAUGACUAUUUUAAAAAUAAAUAA